AUGGCGACGGCAACAGCAGACCAGGAACCAUUAUCUGACCCUUCGGCCGAAUCCUCCGAGCCCGCCGAGGUCCUUGCGGCCACCCCCUACUCGCUAACACGGGCCGUCCACGCACGCCGCCCCGAAUAUGUCGGUCGACACAGGACACGAGUGAAGAUUGGUACCUGGAACGUCGCCGCAUGCCCUGGGACGGAUAAGGACUUGGCACGGUGGUUUGUCGAGGGUCAGGGCGUUGAGGACGAGUCAGAGACACUCAACCACCCCCCUAGGCCAGACGCGAGCUCCCAGCAAGAGACUGGUGACAUGAAUGGAAUCGGCCUCUACGUUCUUGGCCUGCAGGAGAUUGUUGAUCUCAACUUGACAAAGGAGUACAUGACUCGAGCCGUCUACGCAGACAACAGUGCCACAGUGAAGUGGCAAGCCGCUCUGGAAGCCGCCAUGCCGACCGGCUACGAGCUUGUCGUUGCCGAGCAAAUGUUUGGGCUCCUGCUUCUCGUUUACGCCAGCGCGGAUAUCGCUCCUACAAUCAGUAGUGUCAGCACUAAACAGGUUGGUACCGGUGUGGGAGGCUGGUUUGCCAACAAGGGUGCCGUGUCGACAAGGCUCGUUCUGGGGGAAACGACAAGUCUGGUCCUGGUCAACUGCCACCUGACUAGUGGAGCAACAGCUGCCAAUCUUGAUCGUCGUUGCUUCGAUGCCAAGCAGAUUAUGUCGAGGACAGAGUUCGACCCCAUUGUGCAAGCUGGCGUCGAAGAGGACUUCGGCCGGGCCAUUGACGACGCCGAUUUUGCAUUCUGGUUUGGCGACCUCAACUUCCGGCUCGACGGACUUCCUGGAGACGAUAUUCGUCGACUGCUGAUGCUCCAUGCGCGCGGUGAAUACGGGCCGGGAGACUCGAAUCUGUCACAUCCUGAAGGAGACGUAGCUAUUGUCAUGCAGGACGCAAGCGAGAGUGGAGACGAUACCACCACGACAGGAUCAUCCUUACACUCAAAAAAACCCAGUGUCGACUCCGUGUCACUUCCAGAUCCCGACGACUUUCCCGAGGACCCAAGUCAGGACCCGACCUCUCUCCAGGCGACACUCGACUCCCUAAUACCUCACGACCAGCUGAAGCGCGUCGUCAAGGAUCGCAAGGUUUUUCACGAUGGGUGGAAAGAAGGAGCCAUUACUUUUCUACCAACUUACAAAUAUGACGUGGGGACUGUCGGGUUGUUUGACUCGAGCGAGAAACAGCGGGCUCCAAGCUGGUGUGACCGUGUUCUGUACCGGACACGCAAGGACAAGGAUGAAUACGAGAAAAAAGCCCGGGAAGAGGAAGAGACCAAGAGAAAAGACGACGAAAUGCGGUCUCGUGGACUCGAAGAAGACGAUGAUGUUCUCUUCACGUACGAUCCGGAAGCGGAUAGCGUUUUCCAACAGUCAAAAUCAACAUCCGAUUUCGAGUACACCGAGUACGACGAGUACGACGAGAACGAGGAUCCAGAGUCUGAAGAUCUCACGGUGCAUGGUAGCUCGCUCGAUCGCAUCAGUGUCGACCUCUACAGAUCGCAUCAGAACAUCACAUCGUCAGAUCACAAACCCGUUGUGUCCAUGUUCACACUCGAUUAUGACGCCGUGAUUCCUGAGCUCAAGUCUAGGGUGUACGCCGAGGUCGCGCGGGAGUUAGAUCGCGUUGAGAAUGAAGGCAGGCCUGGAGUCACGGUCAUUACCGACGAUGGCAAGAACUCUGAUGAAACCGCCAUUGAUUUCGGCGAUAUUCAAUUCCUCGAGAAAAAAAAUCGAAACCUCACAAUUGCCAAUACGGGGGGCGUCCCGGCAAAGCUUGCCUUUAUAGCCAAACCCAGCCGAGUCGACAGCGAUGACGACGAUGCCAGCGGCCGCGAAUGGCUGUCAGUAGUGUUCUCAUCACCUGAGCACUCGGAUGGUGAGGGGAAUGUCCUGUCGAAAGUAGUAACACUAGAGCCCGGCGAGACGGUAUCGGCAAGGGUCACGGCUCGCGUUUCCUCGAUCCCACUAGUGCGUGCUUUGAACGACAAAACGGCCAACAUUGACGAUGUCCUUGUUCUCAGGGUGGAGGAUGGCCGUGACUACUUCAUCCCAGUGCGCGGCACAUGGCAGCCAUCAUGUUUUGGGCGGUCAAUGGACGAGUUGAUCCGCAUCCCCGAUGGCGGUAUCCGCAAAUUCCUCACCGAAAAAGGAAUCGAGGGCUCCAUCCCUUACGACAUGGACCAAAAGAUGUCAGCUCCCCAGGAGCUGUUUAAGAUCACAACGGCCAUGGAAGACAUGGUUGAGCGGAGUAUUGCCGACGAGACCAUGCUGGGGGAUAUUGUGAUCCCCCAGGCGACGGGAUGGCCACUGGAUGCCUCCACAUGGACGCUCUCACAGGAGGAGCAGGAGGCGCACAGUGCAGCUGUAGCUGUAGCGCUUGACACGGCGAAGCCCCUCCUAGGGUCACUGCCACUUGAGCUGCCAGCACUGCGUAAGCUUGAGAUUCUCUCAUCUGUACUUGUCCUCUUCCUUUCAUCUCUUACGGACGGCAUCAUCCCCCGCACCCUGUGGUUCAAGCUCAACAACUCUCUACCGCAGAACCUGACAGCUGUGAACGACGGAAGGUUACUGGUACUUGACGUGCUAUCAGAAAGCCCGAGCCACAACAUCAGUCUCGUCUUCCUCACUACGGCCCUGGCUCGCAUCGCCGCCGAACUCACACCCACGAUGCCUGUCCCCCAGAAGAGGCUGAGCUUCCGAAGAGGUAACGCCACACAAUUGGCAGAGCAGGAUGCAGCUCAGAGGCGUAGGGCAAAGGAGCGUCGUUUUGCAGAGCUGGUGGCGCCGGCGGUCUGCCGCUCUGGCGCAGGCGAGAGAGACAAAGCUUCGCGCGAGAAGGAAAGGGCUGUGCUUGAAGUGUGCCUGAGGCUGGACGAUGGCUAG
This is a messenger RNA of Geosmithia morbida, 2934 nucleotides long. Its product is annotated as inositol polyphosphate 5-phosphatase INPP5B/F. Gene Ontology annotation, molecular function: phosphatidylinositol-4,5-bisphosphate 5-phosphatase activity. Gene Ontology annotation, biological process: phosphatidylinositol dephosphorylation. The transcript has a single exon. The record is from RefSeq and is a predicted model, not a curated record. Lineage: Eukaryota; Fungi; Ascomycota; Sordariomycetes; Hypocreales; Bionectriaceae. The coding region runs from base 1 to 2934 and encodes 977 amino acids.